AUGCUUAUCGAACAGUGUCACCAGGAUUUACCAACAUCUUUCGAUUCUGAAAUCAGAAUACAUAUCGUGAAGCCUACCGUUAAGGGCUAUCCAAAUGCUAAAUUCCCUGCUGUGUUAGUCUUCUCUGAAAUUUAUCAGGUUACUGGACCUGUUUUGAGAUUCGCUCAAACGAUUGCUGCAGAAGGUUACAUUGCCAUUUUACCAUCUUCAUACCAUAAUUUUGUAGAUUCUACACCCUUGGCGUAUGAUACUGAGGGUACUGAUCUAGGUAACAAAUUCAAGAUUGAAAAACCCUUAGAAUCGUAUGAUGAAGAUGUUACGUUGUGCCUUGAUGUACUAGAAAACCUACCACAAUGGAAUGGAAGAGUUGGUGCAACUGGCAUGUGCUUAGGUGGACAUUUGGCCUUCAGAGCUCAACUUGACUCCAGAAUCAAGGCUACAACAUGUUUCUUCCCCACUGAUAUUCACUCUCACUCUUUAGGUUUGGGCAAGAAUGACGAUUCAUUGGAAAAGGUUACAGCCAAUUGGAAAAAGGACCAGGAAUGUUUCUUGAUUUUUGGUACCAAAGAUACUCAUGUGCCAUGGGAAGGCAGAGAUCAAAUUAGAAAUGCAGUGAAGGAUAAGUCUGUCACAUUUUUAGAAAUCAACGGUGCUCAACAUGCAUUUAUCAGAGACGAAUUCAGCAAGGGGAGAUUCGAUUCCGCAGUGACAAAAGCAUGUUUGGGUUUUAUGUUUGAGUUAUUUGAUAGAAAGUUGAAGAGUGAACUAGGAGAGUUCGUUGACGACAAUGCGCCUGUCGAGCAUGUUUGUUAG
Messenger RNA from Kluyveromyces lactis, 813 nucleotides. RefSeq names its product carboxymethylenebutenolidase. Bases 1 to 813 code for a protein of 270 amino acids. The transcript has a single exon. Gene Ontology annotation, molecular function: hydrolase activity. The record is from RefSeq and is a predicted model, not a curated record. Lineage: Eukaryota; Fungi; Ascomycota; Saccharomycetes; Saccharomycetales; Saccharomycetaceae.